Molecule: messenger RNA, 1170 nt
Organism: Angiostrongylus costaricensis
Lineage: Eukaryota; Metazoa; Nematoda; Chromadorea; Rhabditida; Metastrongylidae
Source: the annotation of a GenBank genome assembly
AUAAAAUAUUGUGACAUCAUGUUUUCAGAAAAAAAAGGAAGAAGAGAAAAAAAUGCUAAAGUUUAUUCUUUAACGAUUUCAUUAAAGGUUCUCAAGGAGUUCAGUUUCUACCAUGGUUUUCUACCGCGUGAAGAUUUGUUGUUUGUGUUAAAAAACGAAGGAGACUAUUUGUUACGAAUCAGUGAAGUUGAUAGUGCUGAAAAAACAGUGACCUUUGUAGAUUUUUAUCGGAUCGAUUCACCGAUGUCAAUAGCAUCUAUCGUUGGUGCUAUAGUGAUUCGACUUUUAUUUCAUUUGCAGAUAAAAAAUAUCAUCAUUCGAAGGCUAUCAUCGAAAUAUUUCGUAGAAAUCUCUAAACCAUUUGAUACAAUAAAGGAUCUAUUAACCAAUGACGUUGUUAGUUGCCAAUACGGUGAAGUUCGAGAGGGAACCGUACGAAGAAAGCAACAAACUCUACAGGUGGCCAUAAAAUUGGCAAAAGGGACAGGUGAUAUGAGUAAAGCAAAGAUUAAAGAGAUGAUGAGAGAAGCGAGGCUCAUACGAAACUUUAAGCAUCGGAACAUCGUGAGGCUAUAUGGUGUGGCUGUUGAUGAACAACCGCUCUACAUUUUACUUGAACUUGUUAAAGGUGGAUCGCUUAACGUUUAUCUGAAAACUCAUGGAGAAGCAGUUAGUACGUCUGAGAGAAUGUCAAUGUGUUAUGGGGCAGCGCAAGGAGUCGAAUACAUUCACAAACAGAGUUGCAUUCAUAUGGAUCUGGCGGCGCGUAAUUGCCUCUAUUCGGAAGACAAAGUGGUGAAAAUUAGUGAUUUUGGACUAUCACGAUUGGGCACACAGUACACUAUUCGCAGUUCGAGAAAGUUACCAAUCAAAUGGUUAGCACCGGAGACGAUCAGCGCCUUCACAUUUUCACUGAAGACAGAUGUGUUCAGUUAUGGAGUAAUGGUAUACGAAAUCUUUACCAGUGGAAAAGAACCAUGGGAUGGUUUUACCAAUACAGAAGUGAAAAAACUGGUGAGGUGUUUUGGAAAAAUGCUGACGUUACCUGAACUUUGCCCUGAGGCAUUUCGUAAGUUUAUACAUGAACGAGUAUUCGUCAAAGAUCCGUCGAAUAGAGCUAGUAUGACUGAGGUAAUUUUUAACUCUUUUACCUAUCUUUUAGAAUUUUAA